CCCAUAGCGCUGCCUGGUGCCACCACCUGCACCCACCUUUCACACCAGGACAACACUCAGCUCACUGUAUUCACCAUCAUCGUAGACCACAAUGACCAUCAUCAGCACCAUAAAUUGCUACACCAAAGAGGUGAUGGUGAAGAGGACGAAGCGGUAUUUCACAAGGGCCCUGCACCGGAUGCAAAAGGGCCCUGGUUACACCUACAAGGAGCUGCUGGUCUGGUUUUGUAGCAAUACCAAUACUCAUGGGCCAAAGCGCAUCGUCACUGAAGGACCAAAGAAGAGAGUCAUGUGGUUCAUACUGACUCUGAUUUUUGCAGGCCUCACAUUCUGGCAGUGGGGGCUUGUGAUUCAAACAUACCUGUCCUACGGCGUCAGUGUGUCACUCUCUGUAGGCUUCAACACCAUGGUGUUCCCUGCUGUGACCGUCUGCAAUGCCAACCCCUUCAAAUAUUCACGUGUUAAGCAUCUCCUACAUGAUUUGGAUGAAUUGGUUGACACCGCUUUAGAUUGGAUUGAGUUUUCAACUCAGCAGGGCUCCAGCCUAUCGGCUCCCAACAGCACAAACCAGAAUGUGACCCUUGACCCGAGUCUGUGGAACCACAUGCCCCUGGUUGUCAUCGAUGAAAACGAUCCGAAUAAUCCAAUUGUCUACAACAUCUUUGAUGGCAGCACAGAUAAUUUCCAGGUCAAUAAUGCCACCAAAGCCAACCAGACCUACAAUGCCGACAGAUAUAAAAUAGCCAUACAACUGUGCACUAACAAUUACACGCAGUGUAUGUAUCGGAAUUUUACAAGUGGUGUCCAGGCGAUAAGAGAAUGGUACCUGCUUCAGUUCUCCAGCAUCUUUUCCAAAAUACCACUAGAAGAAAAGGUUAAAAUGGGGUACCAAGCAGAGGACAUGAUUCUGACCUGCAUGUUUGCAGGACACGCGUGCAGUUACAGAAAUUUCACUCAUAUUUUCCAUCAAGAUUAUGGAAAUUGCUACAUCUUUAACUGGGGACAAGAAGGCCAGGAGCUGCUGGAAUCUACUAACCCAGGAGCCGAUUUUGGGCUCAAGAUGGUCCUUGACAUUGACCAGGAGGAGUACAUUCCCUUCCUUCAGACCACAGCUGCUACCAGGAUGAUUCUUCACCAGCAGAGAAGCUUCCCCUUUUUGAAGGAUCUGGGGAUUUAUGCCAUGCCCGGAACAGAGACUUCUAUAGCCGUACUUGUGGAUCAAACAGAACAUUUAGAGGCUCCAUAUUCCUCAUGUACAGUAAAUGGAUCUGAUGUUCCUGUUUUAAAUAUAUAUUCAAAAUACAACAGUUCCUACUCUAUCCAGUCUUGCUUACGAUCCUGUUUCCAAGACAUGAUGGUUGAAUACUGCAAUUGUGCCCAUUACCUAUACCCACUACCUGAAAGUGCUCAUUUCUGUAAUAACAAGGAAGAUCCUGAUUGGGUGUUAUGCUAUUAUAACCUAAGGGACACUGUAAUAUAUAGAGAACACUGUAUUGACAUGUGUAAACAACCCUGCAAUGACAGUAAUUACAAAAUGACCAUUUCCAUGGCUGACUGGCCAUCCGCAGCAGCAGAGGACUGGAUUUUUCAUGUUCUCUCAUAUGAAAAAGACGCCAGCACUACCAUCACUGUGAACAGGAAGGGCAUCAUGAGGCUGAACAUCUACUUUGAAGAAUUUAACUACCGCAGUAUUUCAGAGUCAGCGACCACCAAUCUGGUGUGGCUGCUGUCCAACUUGGGAGGUCAGUUUGGAUUCUGGAUGGGAGGCUCAGUCUUGUGCAUCAUUGAGUUUGGAGAGAUCAUCAUAGACUGCAUCUGGAUCACUAUACUUAAGACCCUUGCUUGGAAGAGAGACAGGAGGUCGAAGAGGCGAAGGCCACAGUAUAAUGAUCCACCACCUACGGUGGCUGAGCUGGUAGAGUCCUACGCUAAUUCUGGCUUCCAGCACGAGGAUUCCGAUCAAGUUAACACGCCAAUACCUGGCACUCCACCUCCGAAGUACGACUCCCUACGCUUGAAAAAGAUAGACACCAUUGAUGCAAUAUCCAGUGAUGAAGAAUCAUAAUGUUGCAAUCCUGUA
Nanorana parkeri is the source of this 2080-nucleotide messenger RNA. It is a transcript of the gene SCNN1B, whose product is annotated as sodium channel epithelial 1 beta subunit. The transcript is spliced from 15 exons. Gene Ontology annotation, molecular function: ligand-gated sodium channel activity. Gene Ontology annotation, cellular component: membrane. Lineage: Eukaryota; Metazoa; Chordata; Amphibia; Anura; Dicroglossidae. Gene Ontology annotation, biological process: sodium ion transmembrane transport. The record is from RefSeq and is a predicted model, not a curated record. Bases 92 to 2065 code for a protein of 657 amino acids.